Molecule: messenger RNA, 5253 nt
Organism: Ciona intestinalis (vase tunicate)
Lineage: Eukaryota; Metazoa; Chordata; Ascidiacea; Phlebobranchia; Cionidae
Source: RefSeq, a predicted model, not a curated record
AAGUGGAAGUCGGGUUAUAUGGACAGUUCAUUUAGAAAGAUAUUUUGAUAAAACUAGUAGGCCAACAGUUUCACAAUUUAAAAUUAUCAAAAUUAAAAAAUUACAAAUAGACAGAAAAAAGCCCACAGUUAACUAGCGGUUUGAAUUUGAUACGACGAUUAGGCCAACAUAUAGAAACAGUAUAGGCCUACUAUAGAAUGCCUACCAAUACUUCACUUACUAUCUACUUCUUUAUGGUGGUUUUGGUCACCAACUAUUUUGUUCUGACAAAUGCUCAAAAAGUUAAAAUCGGAAUUUUAUACGACAGAGCUACAAGACACGAAGCAAAUAUUGUACAGCAAGUUAUUCAAGAGAUUAGUAUACCAAAUCUUAAUAUUCAGACACUAAUGUACGAGCAAGACCAUACUAUGAACCAAACAGAAUUUCUCUUCGAUUCGAACGUGACAGCAGUACUAUCCGUUAUCGCAAAAUUAAAUUGCACCUCAGUUCAAUUAACGAAGAGAUUAAUUCCCUUCUUUUCUGUCGCAAGGUCUCUUGAUUCAUGUGAUCGCAACGACGUUCACGACAGCAUCACGUAUUUAUUCCCAUCCAACUUUGCUUUGAUAUCAGCCCUCAACAAAACAACAAACCAUUACCAAUGGAAUGACGCGAUAGUUCUGGAAAAACAAAACAACGAAAUCCAGUUCGGCUUUUCUGACCUUCAGUUUACAAGAGAGCAAGGCAUCGAAACUAUUGCGUUCGAAGCGACAGAAGACGAAGCUUCGUUAAUCGCGACAUUAAAAAUGGCGAAAAAGGAAGGACUCAGGACAUACAUACUGACAAGCUCUGCCGUAAGUGUCUCCCAUGUUAUGAAGCAAGCGGACAUAAUGCAACUUACAACUGGUAACUUUCAUUGGUACAUACCGAACGUGUUCGUCGACCCGGAGUCCUUCCCAGAUAUUGCGAAGAAAGGUUUACGUCUCACAUCACUUACAAGUCCCGUUAUAACCCCACUUGUUCGACGCCUUAUGUUAUCCUACGGACCUACAACUAUGACGCAAGAAGAGCAACAGCGACGUAUAUAUGAUGACGUCAUUAGAGGCCUGACCAGACUUGCGGUUGACGUCAUAGCGAAAUCUUGCCAGAAUAGAAAACCGGAAUGUACAGUUGCAGAGGAAAUCUGCCGCCCAUUACCAAAUGAUAUUGAUCUCACUGAAUACACACCGGGUACUGCAACAGGAAAUGGUAAUCCAUAUGGCACACGAAGGAGGCGUGACGUGGCCUUUUCAAACUCAUUGUCUUCCUGUCAAUCAAACUCGAAUGCAGAAAAUUGCAAACAGAUAUCUACUUGCUAUACCCAAGGCACUUCACGUGGCCAAAGAGAAGGAAAACCAGUUACUGUUAUCAAGAAACGUAGCACCUCAAAUACAGAAGUCACAUCAAGGCUUCAAAAAGCGGUUCAUUUUCCUGACGUGGAACUAGUGAGUCAGUCAUGUUCAAACUUUAAGUGGCCGCAAUAUUUGAAAGAUGAAAUCGCAGGUACCUCUGGACGUGUAACGGACCUAUCACCAAUGUCAAUUAACUACAACGCUUCGGUCGACGUGUGUAGAUACAAAUCAACAUACAAAUGGGCAUUUAAAGCCGACUCUUGUUCUCACAAUUUGGUUGCGGGGAUGCAGAUUGAGCAAGCAAAUAUGGUAUUAGUGCAAGAAUACUCAAGAUCAAAUGAUAAGUUGCCAGUAACUGUCGGAGUAUAUAACUGGGACAAAACAGGAGAAUUCAACCCACUUUAUCAUCCGUUUACAUUGGAAGAUAUUAAACUACCUGAACGACAAAUACGAGUGUGCGCUGUUUGGCGCAAGCCCUGGUUAAGUUGGAAGGAAAUAAAAGGUGAAACGAAAUUUGAAGGUUUCCUAUACGAUGUUAUUGAAGAACUAAGCAAGCAUCUAAACUUCACCUAUGAUAUCAUAAUUCAUCCAUAUUUUGCUGCCAAACAAACAGCGACCGAAGACGAAAUAGAGAGAAUGAUUUACGAAAUCUUUCAAAACGGGACGUGUGACUUUUUCCUUCACACAAAAAGCUUACGUGGCGGAAGCCUUGGUCAGUCUGAUACAGCAGAUGCUUCACUGGCGUACCAGCAUCCGUCUAUGUAUUUAUUGACCAAAAGAUCUGAAAAGACAGAAUCCAUAAGCAUUUGGCAGUUCAUGACACCUUUCAGAGAAGAAUCGUGGCUUUGUCUAUGGUCUUCAUAUAUACUGAUCUCAUUGCUCAUGGCCUGGAUCAACAAAAACAAUCCUUUUGAAUACCAGAAGAUUGCUCCUUCUUUUGGUCCGAACUCUUCACCAGCAGACCACCUUGGUGUAUUAAACAGCUUAUGGUUUACAUUUUCAUCAAUUGUUCAACAAGGCGUUGAUAUUGUCCCAAGAUCAAGAGCUGCAAAGACUUUAACAGGAGCUUGGUGGUUCUUUGGUCUCACCAUAAUCACUGCUUAUACAGCAAACAUGACUUUGUUCAUGACGCAGGGCAAUAAAGGCGGGAUCAAGACCUUAGACGCGCUCUCAACCCAAAUAGAGUUCGCCUACGGUAUAUUGGAAGGAGACCCGAUUCUGACACUGUUUCUACCGCAUGCUAAAGAACGACCAUACACGGUGAUAUACAACUAUUUCAAACGAAACUGGAACACGUCUGUGUUUGCGACGCAAGACGAAGCGUUCGCUGAGAUUCAAAAAGGAAAUUUUUACUUGCUGUCUUCGUUCGAAUCUACAGUGGACGCAUUAAGCACUUCGUGCAGCUUUGAUAAGGUCGGUACCGGUUUUUACCAAUACCAGUUCGCCCUACCCUUUCCCAAAGGCUCCCUACUUUUACCUGUAUUCAACGACGGUAUUGCUCGACUACGGGAUAUCGGGAUACUCACAACGCUAGAGGAAAAAUGGUUUUCGAUCGAAACGAAAUGUGAGCAAGACGGGAGUUCUAAAACAUUAGAAAAUCAGUUGGACAUUAAAGCGUUUACAGGAAUGUAUGUCUUCCUAUUGCUAGGAUGUGGAAUUGGUGGCAUUUUCUGUUUGAUUGAAACUGGAUACGUUUCGUUUGGAGGAAUAAGAGGUUUGUAUGGGAACGCCCGUUUCUAUGAAUUCCAGGAGAACCGUAGGGAGCAUCGCAAGACACUAGAUCAACUUGAGAAGGAAUUCGAGGGGUGGGAAGGCGGUUGGGAAGUGUGGAAAUUUAAGGAAUGGUCAAACGAUGGAGACCACAAUGCAUUAAAAGCUGAAGAUCAAAAGAAACUCAAAAUGAAACGUGAGAUUAAGAAAACGACUCAAAUGGGAUUGGACAAAUGUGGUUUAUGUGGAAAAACUGUCAAGGAAAAAAUUGGGAACACACAAAAUGCUCCAUUUAAAAGCAUGAUCAUAACGUCACCUGUAGAUAAAAACCUGCCACCCAACGACAAGUUUGAACAACCGAACGCAGUCGACAGCGGGCGCUGUAGUAUUGCAAGCGGUAUAAUAUCAGAUUUUGAAGAAAGAGAAGUCAAAACCAUCAACGAAAAAAAACAAUAUUUUGACGAGAAGAAAACUUUUUCACAACCUUCACAAAACGAUACAACGUUUGUAGAAGUCCACCCCCACCCCUUACCAGAAGCGCCACCGUUACCCCCAAGACUAUACCCCGAUUUACCAUCAAGUUUCCACUCCCCCAACAUGGUACAAGAGAUUAACCCUACGCUACCAAUUUCGAGCCCACCAGAAUUUGAAACUAGCGCGACAUCUGAUUGGUCGUCAACCGAACUUCCCGACCAAUCAACGACCAGCAGCAGUGAUGAUGUCAAUACUCAAAUGGGUUUUGAAUCUCUACCGCCACCUCGCGCAUUUUCGGCGGCCGACACCCCUUCAAAUUUUAUGGAUACUGAUUGUGAUUGGACUGACGUCGACGAUAUAGAUAGCUACGACGAAUAUUAAACUAUAGACUUUAUAAAUAUUGUAUCUUAUCUUGGGGUAAGAUAGUCCAAAAAACAGGCCGCUCGUGUUACACAAAAAAAAAAACGAUGGAAAUGUAGUUUUGUGACAAAAUAUGUCUAUUUUCCGCAAAGUGAGUUUUUAGUUUAUAAUUAUAUAGAAGGUUGGGGUAAGAUGGUUUAUGUUUUUAUUCUUUUUUAUAUUAUCAUCCGGUAGCAAACAGAGAAUAUUUACAGAAUUAUUUAACCGUAUCCUCACUGCUACGAAAGACCUUUAUUAAUUCUAAAACACACGAUUAGAAAAUAUUAUGUGAUUAUAUCCACCUUAACCCACAGUACUUUACAUUACAAAAAUAUUUUAAAGCGAUGUUUGUGGACAUUAAGAAUGCGAGAAAACAUUAUAAUGCCUUUGCCCCAAUUUGUAGAUGAAGUGUGUCAAUAAUUUUAUUGUAGAAGUAGUUUUAGUAGCGAGUUUUUGUAAAUAGUUUGCGUUUUUAUUUUAUAAUAGAUCGUAAAAAAUCCACCAAGCAAAAAAGCCACGUUUGUCAUGAAAACACUGGUGUGAACUUGUGCUUGUAUGUGACCGUUGUUACAAAAAUCGAUUUUACGGCAGAACACUUGAACGUAUCAACUUUGUUGAUGUAUUUUUACGUUUUUUUUACCGAAUGCCGCGAUCUUAUGCACUUGUCACGCCAAUAUAGCUGCGGCGACCUGUUCUAAUUGAUUUAAAGCCAAGCAGGUCAAACCUAUAAACGGACAUUUCGACGCCGUCGCCUUUUGAGACUUUGCCCCAAUUCCUAGCUCAGCUCCCGUCUAUUCUAUACCGACUUACUCAGCAUUAUCGAGGCUCAGGAAACCCGGGUCGCGUGGGUUCAGCAUGGGUGAUUGGACGAGCUACGUCACCACGCCUACCGGUUGUGUACGUUGUUAGGCCUGCCACAUCUGUUAAGCGACCGUUGAAGCUUAAAAUGUAAAUAAAUCGCUCCAAUUCGAGACCCCGACUCGCGAUCCCAGAAGUGAUAAGAGUCGCACUUGAGACCGAGUCCAAAGAGCCGGUUUCGGACGUUUUCGAAGUCGGCUAAAACAACAGCUGAUCGUAUAGAGAUUGCCGCAACAACUAGGUCACACGCACACUUUUUUAUUCCCGCGGCUUCAUAUAAAAUGCAACGCUGGCGUAGGUUUAAUUUUUACCACGGGUCACGUAAUAUAAAACCACCAAGACUAAAAAUUCAAAUCAAAUCCCCUCUGAUGUAGACGGACGAAAAACCGCGUUAAAAUGUCGCGUUAAAUUGGGCACAUUCGCCCAAAGUGGUUCACACACUACU